GGCGGGGACUAUUGGGUACUUGGACCCUUGCUAUGUGACCCCUGACAAUUUGAGUACUAAAACUGAUGUUUUUAGCUUUGGGAUUUUGUUGUUGGAGAUUCUAAGUGGUAGGAAAGCCAUUGAUGUUGCGUAUUCUCCACCUUGUAUUGUCGAUUGGGCGAUUCCACUUAUAAAGAGAGGGAAGCUGAUAACUGUUUAUGAUCCAAGAAUUGAACCUCCUAAAGACCCUAUUGUGAGGAAGCAGUUGGCUGUCAUUGCAGCCAAGUGUGUGAGGUCUUGUAGGGAGCGUAGGCCAUCGAUGAAAGAGGUGGUGGUUUGGCUUACUGGGUUGAGUAAGUUGGUCCCCCUGCAUUCAUGGAAUGGUUUUAAUAAUCCAUGUAUAAUGGUAGAGACUAUGGGACAACCGGUUGAAUCAAGGAAUGCCCAUUUCCGUUCAAAGCUAGAGGGUGUUGGUGAAGAGAAUUUGGAAGCCUUGGAUGCUAAAUUGACUAGGCAAGCCCUGAGGAAUUCCCGCAGAGUUUACUCUGAUUUGGGGUUUAGUAGCAACCUGAUGGAGCUUAUGGCAGGUACUGAUGGAGAGUCUGAAUUUCGGGGUAAUGCAGAUGGAGAUGAGCCCAAUUUAAAAUCAGGGAAUCGGGUUUCUAGAUUUGGUAGUGAAAGAUAUGUUGGUAGAAGGAGUGCUCAAUCAACUCCUGGUCGUGGGAAAGAAGUGCCUGAUUUGAUCCGAAAUCCUUCAUUUGGGAAAAGAUCAUUUAUAUGUUCAAGGAGAGAUGAUGCAAUGCCUCAUGUGAGUGGUAGUUCCCAUCCAGCUGGUGGUAUACUGCUGGCUGCAUAAAUAUUAUUUGAAGUGAAUAGAAUGGAUUGGAGUUCAUGUAAGCUUUCUUGCUUGCAAAUUUUACAUUGAUUUAGAUUUGUUGGUAUCUCAUUUAUUCUGGGUUUUAUUGCCUGACCUCUUGUGUAUUCAUUAAUUUGUUCAUGAGCUGUUAAUUACAUGACAGUAAAGGGCACAUUUCUGAUGUUCCAAUUUUAAGUUGUUGAUCGUUUUUGUU
Messenger RNA from Prunus avium (sweet cherry), 1049 nucleotides. The record is from RefSeq and is a predicted model, not a curated record. Lineage: Eukaryota; Viridiplantae; Streptophyta; Magnoliopsida; Rosales; Rosaceae.